Phytophthora sojae is the source of this 3822-nucleotide messenger RNA. RefSeq lists its product as hypothetical. The coding region runs from base 1 to 3822 and encodes 1273 amino acids. Gene Ontology annotation, biological process: transmembrane transport. Gene Ontology annotation, molecular function: ATP binding; ABC-type transporter activity; ATP hydrolysis activity. Lineage: Eukaryota; Oomycota; Peronosporomycetes; Peronosporales; Peronosporaceae. The record is from RefSeq and is a predicted model, not a curated record. Gene Ontology annotation, cellular component: membrane. The transcript has a single exon.
AUGACGGCGCAGCGCCACACGGACACCACGUCCAUCGUGUCCCCCGCCACGAGGACCAAGCAGCCGCGCUACUCGACGUUCGCCAGCGUCAACGACCACGUGGACGACACCAAGCACAAGCUGCACGAUGCCAAGAGCGCCACGCCCGGCACGGCGUCCUUCUGGUCGCGGCUCUUCUUCUCGUACGCCAACCCCAUGAUGAGCGCGGGCAACAUGCGCCAGCUCGACAACGACGACCUGUGGGAGCUCGAGGGCGAGAACCGCUCGGCUACGGCCUUCGACGAGUUCGUGGGCCACUACGAGCGCCACGACAAGUCCAUCGUCAAGGCCAUGGUGGCCGCCUACGGAGGGCGCUUCCUGCUGUGCGGCCUGGCGAUGCUCUUCUCCACUGCGUGCAACGUGUUCGCCCCCGCUGUGCUCAACCACGUCAUCACGGUGUUCGCGUCCCCGACGAUCGACAUGUACAGCCUCAGCGUCUGGCUCGGCGUCUUCUUCGCGUCCCGAAUCGUCAACGCCGUGGUGGCGACCCAGAUGCGGUUCUACCUCGAGCUGAUCGCGCUGCGGCUGACCGUGACGCUCAAGGCGCUGCUGUUCCGGAAGGCCAUGCGGCGCAGCAUCCAGAGCAAGGGCGACUCCAAGGCGGUGGACAUCUCCAACCUCUACUCGUCCGACGUCAACAACGUGCUGUUCGCGGCCUUCCAGAUCAACAGUCUGUGGAUCAUCCCCAUCCAGAUCGUGGUGGUGGUCUACAUGCUCUACGACGUCAUCGACCUCGCCGCGUUCGCCGGGCUGGCGGUGAUCGCUCUCUUCAUGCUGGCGAGUUUCGUAAUCGCCAAGCUGUCGGGCAACGCCUUCGAAGACAUUAUGAAGUACAAGGACGACCGCAUGAAGACGAUCAAGGAGGUGUUCAACGCCAUCCAGAUCGUCAAGCUCAACUCGUGGGAGGACAAAUUCGCCGACAAGAUCCACAAGCUGCGGGCGACCGAGCUAUCGGCCAUCAAGCGCUUCAUGUACCUCGGUGCUGUCAACAUUUUCGUGCUCUGGGGCUCUCCGUUGGCGGUGUCGGCCGUCUCGUUUGCGGUGUACGCGAUCACGAUGGGCAAAGUACUGACGGCAGCCAAGGUGUUCACUGCCAUCGCCCUCUUCAACGCUCUCCGUGACCCGCUGAGAGACUUGCCGACAGUGAUUCAGACAUGCAUCCAAGCCAAGAUUUCGAUCAGCCGAUUCGCGGAUUACCUCUCGCUGGACGAAUUCAACCCGACCAACGUCACACGCGAUGACCCGGCGCAGCCAGACGAUGUCGUGAUGGCUAUUGAAGACGGCACCUUCGGCUGGACGAAGGAGGCGGCGCUGCUAAACCACGUGAACCUCACCGUGAAACAGGGCGACCUGGUCAUCGUGCACGGCUCUGUCGGCAGCGGCAAGUCUUCGCUGUGUUCGGCGCUGCUGGGAGAAAUGAACAAGCUGGCCGGCAACGUCUUCGUUCGCGGUCGCGUUGCCUACUACUCGCAGGAGACGUGGAUCCAGAACAUGACCAUCCGCGAGAAUAUUCUCUUCGGACUGCCGUACGACAAGGAGAAGUACUCCCGCGUGAUCGCCGCGUGUGGUUUACUGCCGGACCUGCAGCAGUUUCCUGGAGGCGACGCGACGGAGAUCGGCCAGAAGGGAGUGAACCUUUCAGGCGGCCAGAAGGCUCGCGUGUGCCUGGCUCGCGCAUGCUACUCUGACGCCGACAUUCUGCUGCUUGACUCCCCGCUGGCUGCUGUGGACGCGAUCGUCCAGAGUCAGAUCUUCGGCGACUGCAUCUGCAACUUGCUGGCGGACAAGACGGUGGUGCUGGUGACGCACAGCGCCGACAUCAUCGCGAGUGAAGCUGCGAACGUGGAGGUGCUGGUGGAAAGUGGGAAAUUGAAGGCGACUCGACACGAUGUUGCAUUGCCUCGGUGCUCGUACACGCUCCCAGUGUCUCCUCGUUCGGUAAAGGACGACGCCAGUCAUGACGGAGAGAGCAACGCUAACAAGGAUAAGGAUGCUGGGCGGUUGAUCGACGAUGAGGAGCGUGAAGAAGGCCGCGUGUCCAAGGAGGUGUUCUCGAGCUACUUCGACUCGCUCGGUGGCGUCAAGGUGUGCGUGUUCCUUUUCGCAGUGCAGACGCUAUGGCAGGUUUUCCAGAUCGGGAGUGACUUGUGGCUGAGUCACUGGACCGGGCAGAAGAACGGAUCGUACAACCCGGAUGGCACUGUGUACAACGUGAAGGUGUAUGCUUGGCUUGGUGCUGGCACUGCCAUCAUGGUGCUGGUCCGUACUGCAACAGUGGCCGUUGUCGGCCUUCGAGCGUCACGACAGCUCUUCGACAACAUGACGGUGUCUUUGCUGAGAGCCCCGCAUCGCUUCUUCGAUGCUAACCCCAUCGGCCGCAUCGUGAACCGCUACGGUGAUGACAUGUCGGCUGUGGAUUUCAUGAUUCCGUUCGCCUACGGAAGCUUUUUGGCAAUGUUUUUCUUCACGGUGUGCCAGCUUGCUACUGCCGUGUACACGAUGAAUUUCCUGGGCGCUCUGAUCAUCCCGUUGAUUUGGAUGUAUGUGAAGAUCGCUAACUUCUAUCUCGCCCCUUCUCGAGAGAUCUCGCGCUUGUGGAAGGUAUCAUCGUCUCCCGUACUGAGCCACGUUAGCCAGUCUGAGGAAGGCGUAGUCGUCAUUCGAGCAUUCGGCCAGGAUACCAUUGGGCGCAUGGUGACGGAGAACUUCAUUCGCAACGAUGUGAACAGCAAGUGCUGGUUCUCGGAGACUGUGACGCAGCAGUGGUUCCAGGUUCGGAUGCAGCUAAUUGGCUCGGGCGUCAUUUUCGUGGUGGUGUCUGGGUUGGUCUACCUACGCGACCUCCUAUCUCCUGGUCUGGUGGGCCUGGCGUUCACGUAUGCUCUUAGCGUCGACAGCGGUCUCGCUAGCCUUGUCCAGUGUUGGUCCUGGGUAGAGAUUCAGAUGGUUAGCCCCGAACGCAUUCUCGAGUACGGAUCGAUCCCCGCUGAGGGAAGUCAACGGCCGCUAGUGAUUGAACCCGAUGCGUCUUGGCCUCGUUCCUCCACUGUCCAGUUCGAAGAUGUCGUGUUCAGCUACAAGCAGGGCGGCAACCCCGUUCUCAAGGGUCUGUCCUUCGACAUCCGCAACAACGAGAAGAUCGGCAUCGUCGGACGCACCGGCGCAGGCAAGUCCAGCCUCACCAUGGCGCUCUUCCGCAUCAACGAGCUGGUGUCCGGCCGCAUCCUCAUCGACGGCGUGGACAUCGCGACGAUGCCCCUGCGCACGCUGCGCUCGCACCUGUCCAUCAUCCCGCAGUCGCCCGUGCUGUUCAAGGGCUCGCUGCGCGCGUACAUGGACCCGUUCGACGAGUUCACGGACGCCGACAUCUGGGCUGCGCUGGAGAAGGUGGACAUGAAGGCGCAGGUGUCGGCGCUGGAGGGCCAGUUGGCGUACGAGCUGAGCGAGAACGGCGAGAACUUCAGCGUGGGCGAGCGGCAGAUGCUGUGCAUGGCUCGCGCGCUGCUGACGCGGAGCCGCAUCGUGGUGAUGGAUGAGGCGACGGCGUCCAUCGACCACGCGACGGAGAGGAAGCUGCAGGAGAUGAUCAAGCGCGACUUCCAGGACGCGACGGUGUUGACGAUCGCCCAUCGACUGGGCACGGUGCUGGACUCGGACCGCAUCAUGGUGCUGAGCGACGGUCGAGUGGUGGAGUUCGACAGUCCUCGCAACUUGGUGAAGGGUGGGAGCGGUGUGUUCUACGAGCUGGCCAAGGAAGGGGGCUACCUCGACAAGCUGCAGUAG